Messenger RNA from Centrocercus urophasianus (Greater sage-grouse), 8758 nucleotides. RefSeq names its product one cut domain family member 2-like. The record is from RefSeq and is a predicted model, not a curated record. Gene Ontology annotation, cellular component: nucleus. NCBI's taxonomy places the organism in Eukaryota, Metazoa, Chordata, Aves, Galliformes, Phasianidae. Gene Ontology annotation, molecular function: DNA-binding transcription factor activity, RNA polymerase II-specific; RNA polymerase II cis-regulatory region sequence-specific DNA binding. Gene Ontology annotation, biological process: regulation of transcription by RNA polymerase II.
CACCACGGCGGCCGAGGCGGGGGAACGCUGCGGGUGCCGCCGCCCCAGGAGCUGCCGGCGGCGGCGGCGGGGGCGGGCGGGGGGGGGCGGGCGGCCAUGGUGCCGGGCAUGGCCCCGCUGCUGGACGGCGCCGAGUUCCGGCCCGAGCUGUCGGUGCCGCUACACCACGCUAUGAGCGUGCCCUGCGAGCCCUCGCCGCCCGGCAUGGGCAUGAGCGGCACCUACACCACGCUGACGCCGCUGCAGCCGCUGCCGCCCAUCUCCGCCGUGUCCGACAAGUUCCACCACCCGCACCCUCACCCGCACCACCACCACCACCACCACCACCAGCGCCUGGCAGGCAACGUCGGCGGCGGCUUUGCGCUGAUGCGGGACGAGCGCGGGCUGCCCGCCGUCAACAACCUCUACGGGCCGUACAAGGAGGUGCCGGCCGUGGGGCAGAGCCUGUCCCCGCUGGGCGCGGGGCUGGCCCCCCUGCACGGCGCUCAGCAGGGCCUGCACGGCUACGGGCCGCCGCCGCCCCCGGGCCACGACAAGAUGCUGGGGGCCGGCUUCGAGGCCGUGCCGCACCUGCCACGAGGGCUGCCGGCGGCCCCGGCCCCGCUGCCGCACCUCAAUGGGCAGCACCCCCCUGCCCCGCCGCCCCACGCGCUGCCCACUGCCCGCGACCGCCCGCCCGCCGCCGCCCCCGCGCAGCAGCUGGAGGAAAUCAACACGAAGGAGGUGGCCCAGAGGAUCACGGCGGAGCUGAAGCGCUACAGCAUCCCCCAGGCCAUCUUCGCCCAGCGGGUGCUGUGCCGCUCUCAGGGCACCCUCUCGGACUUGCUACGGAACCCUAAGCCUUGGAGUAAACUGAAAUCCGGCAGGGAGACCUUCCGGAGGAUGUGGAAGUGGCUGCAGGAGCCGGAGUUCCAGAGGAUGUCAGCCUUAAGGCUCGCAGCAUGCAAACGUAAAGAGCAGGAACCGAACAAAGAGAGAAACAACUCCCAGAAGAAAUCCCGGCUGGUUUUCACUGACCUCCAGCGCCGAACGCUUUUUGCCAUCUUCAAAGAGAACAAGCGCCCGUCCAAAGAAAUGCAGAUCACCAUCUCCCAGCAGCUGGGCCUGGAGCUCACCACCGUCAGCAACUUCUUCAUGAACGCCCGGCGGCGCAGCCUGGAGAAGUGGCAGGAUGACCUGAGCACUGGGGGCUCCUCCUCAGCCCCCAGCACCUGUACCAAAGCAUGACCGCGCAAGCCGCCAAGCGGCGCGAGCGCGGUGGGGCCCUUCACUGGUGACUUGAAAGCACAAUCCUCCUGGAUCGUCCUGGCCUGGCUGCAAGGAGAGGACACCGUACGGCUUUUAGUCAGUUGAGAAGGCGCAAGCGAAGAAGUAACCUCUUUUUCUGUAACACUACGCUCAGGACAGGCGAAGCAGGUCUGAAGGAAGAGCCGUUGGUGAGGCGAGUUCCGCGCCGGAACGGAGCACAAGGCUGACACCGAGAUGCCAAGGAGGCCGAGAACCUGUUUUCGAAUCUCAGGCAUGGUUUUGUUGAGUGUUCUAGGGGAACAAAAGAUCAACUCUAUGUUUUUCUUUCUUUCUUUUUUUUUUCAAAUUUACUUUUUAUUUCUUUUGUUCAAUCAGUGAGUAUAGCUUGAUCUUGGACCAGAAAAAAUCAGUUCACUUGAGCUCAAAGUGUCAAGCACAAAGACAAUAGCUAUAGAAAUAGGUAUGAUUCUGGACUCACUACAGCUGUUAUUUUGAGAGGCAUUCUAAUUUACAAAGUUGAUAGUGAAAAAGUACAUGACUACACAAGUCUCAAGCACAGUUUGCAGUUUGUCACAAAUUCUGUGUUUGUACAUGACGCAGAUGCACACUCAGGAGGUCAAUUUAACUGCUACACUACAUGCAAACACAAAUUUUUGAAAGAUCUAGGUUUUUUUAGGUCAUUAAGAAGUCCUUUUCAGUUACCAGGGAUCUAUUUUCUCCUCUGUAGUCUCACCGUUACUGAAACAUAUUUAGCGCUUGACUUUUUUUGUUCUUUUUUCUUUCUUGGUUUUUUUUUUUUUUUUUUUUCAAAAUCCUUAUUGGAAUUUUAUGGUACUUUCAAGCAGGAAGAAAAAAACAAAACAAAACAAACCCACAAACAAGCCCUUCAGAUGUCAUUGACCAUUUUAGAUGUGCCACGUCCAACUUAAAAAUACCAUCAAAACCCAUCACACUUUAAGUUCUUUUUGUCCACCAUUUCAUCAAACCUGAUGAGAAUGCAGCACACCAAAGAGACAGGAUUUCUGCAAGCCAAAGAUAUUUGUAACUCGCCUUUUUCUUUUUGCCAUCGUUAGCGUGGUUGUUGUUUUUGAGAUCAGAAAGCCUCACAAACACCGAACAGUUUGUAAAUCUCUCACGGUCAUUUGCUGCACCAGAAAGCAAACGCUGACCAAAACAUGUGCGCAAAGUCCCGAGCGGCGCGGCCACUCCGUGUGCGUCCUUACCAGUGAAUGGCCCCUGUGAAAGCAAGCCAAACGCUGUAAUGCUUCGUUAGAGACACUUGAGACUUUUUUUAUGUACUACUUAAUCGAAACCAAAGAAACGUUUUCUGCACCUACUUCUUCUGCAACAAACUGUUCCAUUUAAUGAAUAAAAGGAGAAAAAAAAAAAAAAAAAAAAGCCAAACCCAAACUAACCAAGGAAGCACGUCAGGAAGCAAACAAGUGACACACUGUGUUUUGACAGACAUGUGGGACAUUUUAGGAAGCAGAUUUCAAAGAAAGGGUUGACAAGAACAAAAACAAAGUAAAGCCGGUAUGAUUGCUGCUUCAUUUGACAACUCAGUCAUCUUAAAGUUGAAGAUUGUCUUUAAUUUGUGCCUAUGCAGUUUUUUUUCAAAAGAACAAGGAACAGGGCAACCAAAACCUCAACAGCUACAAUACCAAAGAUGAGGAUUCUCACAACUGUUAUUUCAGUUCAUUAUCUCUUCUUGCACGACUAAGAUGUGUAUAGCACCAUUGAUCUGUGGAAAGGUAAUCAAUUCUGUUUCUUUGAGCAGCAAAAUGGGUGAGUUCAUUUAUGUUUUUCCUGUGUCUACCCCACGUGGAAUCUCUCUGGGAGUUGCACGGACUCCAAGUGUAAGAUGUUGGGAUACUAAACUGGGAUGUAUGAACAAUGUUUUGGUUGGAUAUUGCUUGUUCUAUCAGGUCUCUUGUAUGUUUAGAUCUUCUGUAUGUGAAACCAGUUGAAUAGCCUAUGCCUCCUUUCUCAUACCCAGGGAUAAAACUUGCAAUGUAUGUACCAAAUUAUUUACUUCUAAGUACUGAGCAGUGUUACAGCCCAGCUCAUUAUGAUCAGAAUCUACUCUGAUUUGUAAUUGAGGUUUCAGCAGUUCACAUGGCAAUUUGGUAAUUUGUCCAGAUGUGUUCUGUUCCUUGGUCAAAGUCACAGUGAUCCAAAUCAUGACAUGCAGACCUAGAUCCAAAUUUGGAUGCAGAGCGAUGGCCCAUGUGUCAUUCUGCUCCAUCCCAACAUUUAAAUGAAACCUUGCUAACUUCUGUGGAAAACUGCAACAAUUUAUAUUGAAAUAAAAUAAAAUAAAAAAUUUAAAAGCCUUGUCUGCCCAGGACAGGAGGGUUUUCUGAAAAGUAAAUUCAGGAUAUUCACAGCAACCAAGCUGACAACACGUCCUAGCUCUGGAAAUCAAAACUUCUCCAAAACUGGAUUUCCCAUUCUGAUCAAACAUGGUUACAAACUGAUCCAAGGAGCCUCUUAAUUAGCCAUGCUGUGAAGCUGAAGCAAACAAUUCAGGUCUGGGUGCUGUGCACUGAUGCUGCUGGGUGCUGAGAUGCUUGUAUUCCGCAUUCACCUUUGCUCACAUCUAAGGGGCUCCAUGCAUACCAGCCUCUACAUGCACAUUCUGAGUGUGGCAUUGACCUCAAGGGAAAUUUCUCUUUCUGGAAGUGUUCUAGUGCAUUUCAUAGCAGUGCUAUGCAGUGCUGUUUCUGAGGUUACUUUUCUCAUUCCAUCCCAUAAUGCCUUUGUAACUACACAAAGAGUGGAUGCAACAUUGGUAGAAAACCAGAACACCAUUUUCUACCUUCCUUUACCUCACUGCAAUCACAAGGCAGAAAAGUGUGUUUCCAACCAGAGAGGAGCAUAUCAGUAGCAGUUGGUGUCCCUACCAUGAACAAAAAAACCUGCUGGUCACCUCCAGUGAGGGGCAUGCACAGGCUGAGAGUGCAUCCCAUACACUGCAAAGGCAAAAAGGAGCAUACCUCUUGGAGUUUAUGAGCAAAAACCUUUUUAUGUCUGUUCAGAGUUCAUCCAACAGCUUUGAUAAAGUGCAGAUCAAAUAGCACUUAUAAAAUAGUGUGUCUUCAAUGAAAUAAUUAAUUUUACCCAAAUUGUGGAAGUCCUUGUUAUGCAAUUCAAUGGCUUAAAUUCUUGCCUUGAUCUUUCAAAUGUUGAUACUGGAAACAACAUAGGUAAACUGAUGGAGUGGCACUGAGGACGAAAUCAUUGUCCAUUCAAGAGUAUUUGGUUAGCAGAACAUGUGAGCCUUCUCUGUGCUGGUGAUUGAAAGUGUAACAGUGCCCAUUUUUCCCUCAGACUUGUCAAAAUUCACUUCCAUCUGAAAAUACUGCUGCAUUUUUUAUCCCUGCUUCUUUCAUGGUCCUAUGUUACGUCUUCCAUUUCACCCUCAACUACUGCAGGCUUCUAUGUAGCAGCUGACUCAGAAUAGGAGUGUCGAUAGCAUAUACUGUGGGUAGAUAUAUUUGUAUGUACACACAUGAACAAAAUAUAGAGUAUAUAUUUACUCUAUAUAUGUAUACACUGCUAUGUAUACCGUAAUAUACGCUAUAUUCUGUUCAUACUAAAAAACCUCAAAUAGAUAUGUUAUGUUUAUAUACCAGAUAUUUAUAGGUCUGUAUAGCUGUGUAAUGUAACUUGUUCCUUUUAUGUAUUCUAAUAUGAGAGACUUCUAUCUAUGGACAGUAUCCCAGCAUCCUCCUUGUCGUGCGCUUGGAGUUACGAUCAUGGGCACAUCCAAGAUGAAUUCAACUUUCAAGAAACCUUGGAUAUUGUUAAAUCACCUGUGAAGGAACAAAGAAUGUGCUUGAUUACGUCGGUUGAAUAGCUUUAUUUCGGAUCUCUCUUAACGAAAGCUAAAUCCAAAGACCUGUGAAGAAUUCAACCAGCAAACUACUCUCAAUCCUGCAUAAGGGAAUAAGGUCCGCCUCUUCCAAAACAAGACAUGGUAUUGACAUGGUAUUGGAAAGAGUGUGCUAGCUUUGGAAAACAAAACAAAACAAUGCUUUUCUUGCUUGUCAUGAUACCUGUGGAUUUUUAAGACAUGGGGAAAGCUUAUACUUGGCCUCCUUUGAAGUUAUUAAGGGGAUUUUUUUUUUCUUUUUCUUUAAAUGGAAAGCUUAAGAUGGUUUUAUUUUUUCCUGACAGUUGUAGCUUUUAAGCUAAUGUAUUAUCUAUCAAUGUUGUAAUUUAAUUAAUUAAGUCUUAGAGUAGGUAGAAAUAUCUGUUCAGUCCAAAUCCUACCUAUUUUCAGUUUAUCUUUAAAGUUCAGUGGGAGUUUUGCCUGAAAACAGGAUCAGGGUCAGGUGUUAGCUGUUUGUGAGUACUUAAUUCAGUGAUUUGUGAAUUUGGGUUGAUUUUCCUUAUUUAUUCAUUUUACUGUUGUAGUGCAUCGGAGAUGCCAGCCUGUGUUAGUAGAUACGCUUAAAAGUUAGCUUAGCUUCUUUAAGCAGCCAAGUUCUGUUACAGGCAGGAGGAAAAUUACGAGUUACAUAAAACAUGAGCCUAAUUUUAGAUUCUUCCUUUAAUUGAUUUUAAUAGUCAAAUAUAAAAAUUUAAAUUAUUUAAGUUAAUCUCUUCUCAUCUGAUUAGAAAGUGUGAUGUACCUUUAUUAUGGCACACAAAGUCUUCAUAAUAUAAUUUAUUUAUUUAACUUAUUCAUCAUCAUCCCAGGAUGCCCUUGUAGAGUUUUGUUUUUUGGGUUUUUUUUUUCUUUCUUUUUUUUUUUUUAAUUACUUUUAAAGCACUACAGAUAAUUUCCUGUCCAAAAACAGAGCAAAUUUUGAGGACAAGCAAUGAAUAUUCAACCUAAAACCGUGCAUUCAGAAACAACAGGAAAAAGAGACACUGAGAUACUUUGCCUGAACUUUGUGGCUUCUUUAAACUUAAGCUGGGGGAAAAAUAAUACAUGCCAAGCAAAAAGAGAGAAACCCUUAACCUAGCUGCUUCCAAGAAUGAACUUCUGUGUGUGUAAAAAAGAGAAAAAAGAAAAAAAAAGGAAAAAAAGAAAAAAAGAAAAAACCUUUCUAUUUCUAGUGAGAACCAAAGAGGCUACCUCACUGACUUUUUCCAUUUGUAAUUUUAAUCGUGUUGAUGAUACCAAAGAUACCAAAGAUUUCUUUCUCUGUGCGGUCUGCAUUUUGCUUGUGCUCUUUUAUAGUUUUAACUUUUUCUCUCCUACUUACAGUAAUGUACAGCUGCAACUUAGAUACCCCAAAGAAAUACUUCUGGUGGAAGCUGCUAAUUCUGAAGACAGCAUUUUCUUUGUUUUCCUUAUGCCCUUCUGACAGGCAAAAAAGUCCAAGACCAUCACCCCCUGCACCCCACCAGAGCCCAGUGGCUGGAGCACUUGUGUUGAGCCAGGGGUGGGUCUGGGUGGCAUUUCCAGCCCAGCCCUUGGUGAAAGGCUGCAGGCUGCUGCGUGGAUAAAGGGGUGGGAUUCCUCUACUGAGUUCCAGACAGAGAAAAUAAGCAUCAAGUCCCGUGCUCCAACAAAGCCUGGGCACAGGGAAGAAAAGGUCUUGUCAGUCUUUGACAGUCUGUAGUUUUCAGCAGCAGGCAAGGGGCACAAUGAGGGAAAGGGUUCAUGCAGCUGUGGUGGGGCAGAGCCCAUCACCCUGUGUCACCCCAUGUCACCCUGUGUCACCUUGUGUCACCCCAUGUAUCCCCAUGUCAGCCCCUGUCCCCUCAUAUCACACCAUAUUGGGAUCUAUCAUGGAGAUGGAGGGUGAACCUCGUGAGCCCUCUUUUCUUGACAUGUUUCUUGUGUGUCCAUACUCCCUCUUGAGAGCUGACUGAGUUAACCAAGCUUGUAAAGAAAUGCUUAAAUUCUUUUAAAGUCAUUAAGUAUUUGCUGAAGUCUUUUGCUGGAUCAGGUUGUACAAGGAGUGUGGUAUCACCCCACUUUAUGCCUUGCAUCCGCUCUUCUAGCGAGCAUUGUGUAUGUCCUUCACUCGACCUGGAACACAUUUUUGCCACGCUUAAACCAUUGUUUUUUACAUAAUGCAGUGUGGCUCUUUGCCAGACUGAACCAGUAUUUCAAAGAAACUAACACAUAAAUGCAGCAUAAAUGAAAAUCCCAUUUUCAACAGGACAAAUUGAUUUCUCCACUUUUCAAGAAGCUAUCAAGACGAUAUGUCUCCGUUCACCACAUGGUGCCCUCAUGUCACCCCGUGUCACCCCACAUCACCCCAUGUCAUCCUGUGUCACUCUGCCUGGCCACUGGGGGAAUGACGCCUGCCAGGUAUGGACCACUCUGAUUCCACUCCAGGGCAGCUGCACCCCAGGCUCAGCAUUGGGCUUUUAGGUCCCUGCAGGCAAGGGACGUGGCAGCGGCUGCUCAAUCCUGAUAUUUCUUUGUUGUUGUUACAAUUUCCAUAUGAAAAUCAAGUAAUUAUUUUUCUCAAGUCAGCCACGAAACAAGUCUCAUGAAGCUCUAUCCGUAUCCUGUUCCUAGAUGAUUACUUACAAUUGGCUGCUUGAGGAAUGAAUGUUGCCCAUUCCUUUUUGUUCCUUGUAUCCUGUUCAUGGGGUUGCAAGCAGCGCCCUGGGGAGCCAGGCCCACCUCAUGCAGCCCCCGCCACUUCCUGCUGCUAGCAGUGCCCACAUCCCACUGAGAGCCAGAGGAAGGGCUGCAGAUGGGGUGGGGAGUGGAACCCCUUGCCCAGCUCUCAGACUGGGCCCUGCUCUGAGGUGCGAGCAUGCCACAUUAGGCUGCAGUGGGCGGCACUAGGCUGCACUAGACCGCACUAGGCCAUGCUAGGCCACAGUAGGCUGCAGUAGGCCACACUAGGUUACACCAGGCUGCACUAGGCUGCAGUGGGUUGCAGUAGGCCACACUAGGCCGUUCUAGGCCGCAGGGGAUCUGGCCUCCCACUGUGGAUCCACAGCAACAAGGUGCCAAUGGCUCAACACAAGCUCCACUUUCAUUAAAUGUUGACUUUUAUUUUGUAUUUCAAGACCUUCAAGUCUAUGGGAAAAUAGAGGGACUUGUCAAGUGUGCUUUUUAUAUCUCUGUGUAUUCCUUCAGUAGAAAGUUAUAACAGUUCUCAGGAUGCCUUCCCAGCGCAGAGGAGCCACUGGUCCCGUGUGAGGUGACCCCUCCACGCAGUGCCCUCUUGCCAUGCCCUGUACAGAAGGGUUGGGGAUCGGAUGGACAUAGAAGAUGCUCAGAGUUGGCAGGUUCCUCUUAACAGUAACUGCUUUUCUUACCAGACACAUGCUUUACUUGGAAAGUGUAACAUUACCACGGGACGAGUGCCUUGCUUGAACCAAAGCAACGAUUUUGCCAGUCUAGACCUCUCUGUGCUUUUUUUUUUUAUUCUUCCUGUGAAUACCUCAGCUUCAACUGGGCCGCCAUAUUGUACCUGGUGGGCUUAUUGUACUGUGGUGCUUUGCAAUGCAACUCUGCAAAGAACAACUUGUGAUAAUACCAAAGGCUCUCCUCUCCUCUCCUCUCCUCUCCUCUCCUCUCCUCUCC